This is a messenger RNA of Myiozetetes cayanensis, 3058 nucleotides long. It is a transcript of the gene TUT1, whose product is annotated as terminal uridylyl transferase 1, U6 snRNA-specific. The record is from RefSeq and is a predicted model, not a curated record. Gene Ontology annotation, molecular function: poly(A) RNA polymerase activity; zinc ion binding; RNA binding. Gene Ontology annotation, cellular component: mitochondrion. Lineage: Eukaryota; Metazoa; Chordata; Aves; Passeriformes; Tyrannidae.
UCGGGCCGUGUUUCCGGGAGGGGAGCCGGGAGGGACGGACCAUUCGCGGCGGAGCCCCCAUGGGGGAACGCUUUGGGAACGGACCAUUUCCGGCGGAAGUGGCGGCGGGAACGGGCGCGGGAACCGGGACCGCGAUGGAACCGGACCCGGACCCUGAUCCUGAUCCCGACCCUGAGCUUAAACCCGAGCCCGACCCGGGCCCCCGGCCCGGCCCCGACAUGGGCCCUGUGACGGGCUCAGGCCCCGGACCGGCCCCGGUAACGGACCCGGCAGCGGACCCGGCAACGGACCCCGACGUGCAGCCGCUGCCCCGGGGCGGCUUCCGCUGCCGCCUGUGCCAGAUCACCGCGGCCAACCGCCCGAGCCUCGCGUCCCACCUGUCCGGGAAGCGGCACCGGCGGCUCCGGUCGCUGCGGGCCGAGCGCCGGGAGCAGGAGCUGCGGAGCCUCUUCGUGAGCGGCUUCGCCCGCGGCACCGACCCCGCCGAGCUGCGGCGCCACUUCGGGAGCUUCGGGGGCGUCACCGGGGUCGUCAUGGACAAGGACAAGGGCGCCUUUGCCAUCGUGGAGCUGUCGGACCCCUCGGAGCGGCAGCGGGCCCUGGAGCACCCCCGGCACUGCCUGGGGGGGCGGCGGCUCAGGUCCCGGCCCAGGAGCACAAAACCUUCCCCGGCCCCCCGCGGGCCCGCGGCCCCGAGCCCCCAGGCCCGGGGGCUGCAGGAGGCGCUGGGCCAGGCCCCAGAUGUGGAGGCCCAGCUGCAGCUCCUGGUGCAGCUCCUGGAGCUGAGCGAGGCCGAGCGGCGCCUGCGGAGCCUCCUCGUGUCGCUGUUCCAGGAGGUGUUCUCCGAGUUCUUCCCAGGCUGCUCCAUCGUCCCCUUCGGCUCCUCCGUCAACGGCUUCGACGUCCACGGCUGCGACCUGGACCUGCACCUGGAGCUGCCGGGGGGCGAGGACCCCCCCUGGGACCCCCCCCAGGGACCCCAGACAGGGGACAGGGACUCCCAGACCCAGACAGGGGACAGGGACCCCCCCAAGGGACCCCACACCGAGGGGCUCCCGACAGGGGAGAAGGAGCCCCCCAAGGACGCCCCCCCUGCCCCAACAGGGGACAGGGACCCCCCUGGAGACCCCCUGCUGGGGGAUGGGGACCCCCCUCCCAGCCCCCCCACCAACGGGUCCCUUCUGGGGUCCGAGGGGUCCCUGUGGGGGUCCGAGGGGCCCCCCCCCGAGGGGUCCCUGCUGGGUGACGGGGACACCUCCUGCUCCGAGGGGUCCCUGUCUGAGGACGAGGGGUCCCUGCUGGGCCCUGGGGGGGGUCUCCAGGGGGCCCCCCCCGAGCGGGUGCUGGCCCUGGUGGGGUCGGUGCUGCGCCGCUGCGUCCCGGGGGUCCGGGGGGUCCGACCCGUCCCCGGCGCCCGCCGGCCCGUCGUGAAAUUCAGCCACAAACAGUCGGGGCUGGAGGGGGACGUGUGUGUGCACAACCGCCUGGCCCUGUUCAACACGCGCUUCCUGCGCUUCUGCGCCGACGCCGAUCCCCGAGUGCGGCCCCUGGGCUACGGCGUGAGGGCCUGGGCGAGAGCCAAGGGGCUGGCAGGGAACCCCUCGGGGGGGGGCCCCCUCCUCACCAACUACGCCCUGACGCUGCUCGUCGUGUUCUUCCUGCAGACCCGGAGCCCCCCCGUGCUGCCCUCGGGGCUGCAGCUGCGGGACCUGGCGGGCCCUGAGGACCGAGCCGAGGUGGGGGGGUGGGAUUGCAGCUUCCCCCGGGACCCCUCUGUGCUGGAGCCGAGCGGGAACACCCAGAGCACAGGCUCCCUCCUGGCCGAGUUCUUCUCAUUUUUCGGGGGGCUGGAGCUGCCCCGGCUCCUGCUGUCGCCCCGCGAGGGCCGAGCGCUGCCCCGGCCCCCCCCCGGCGCCCUGGGGGGGCUGCGCCCGGGCCCCCUGACCCUGCAGGACCCCUUCGAGCUGAGCCACAACGUGGCCGCCAACGUCCCCGCCCGGGCCGUGUCGCGGUUCAGCCGCUGCUGCCGCGAGGCCGCCAAAUUCUGCCGCGGCCCCGAGUUCCGCCACCGGUCCCGCCGCGGCCGCCCCUGGGGGGUCCUGGGGCUCCUCCAGCCCGGGGGGACCCCCGAGAGGGACGGGGGGGGCUUCACCAUCCCCCUCCCGCUGCGGCCCCGCGGGGGCUCGGGGGGGCCCGGCGGGUUCCGGGAGGUCUGCGGGGCCGUGGGCUUCGUGCUCGGGGACGUCCUGGGGUGCAGCUGCGACCCCUUGGGGGGGGCCCGGGGGGAGCUGGGGGCACCUGAGGAGGGGGAGGAGCUGGAGGAACUGCCUCAGGAUCUGUCAGACACGGAGGAGCCCCCGCCGGGAGCCAAAGGUCACCCCGGGGGGGUGACGGGACGUUCCCCAGGGGAAUUUGGGGUCCCGGGGGACGCGGGGACAGCUGAGGAGGUGCCCCUGGAUCCGUCGGGAUCAGGGCCAGCAGCACCAGGAUCCGGGGGGGAAUUUGGGCUCCAGGGGAGUCUGUCCCCGUCACCGGCCCCGGGCUCGAAGCGUCUCCGUCCCGAGGCCCCGAACGGCCCCGAAAUUCCCCCUGGGAAGCGCUCCCGGCCCCCCCCGGCGCUCCCCCCGUCCCUCUGGAGCUGUUCCGUGUGGCACCGGGUGUGGAGGGGCCGCCGCCGCCUCCGCCGCCGCCUCCGAUCUCAGGGGUUGUCCUGGGGUCCCGAGCAGGACUCGCUGGCGCUGGAGCGGGCGGUGACCGAGGCCAUCGUGCGGGGGCAGCGGGGACCCCCCCGGGAGCCUCCUGGGCCCCCGGAGCCGCUGCUGCGCUUCCAGGCCCGCGCCCGCAGGGGGGGUUCGCGCCGGGACCCCCAAGUGCUGCUGCGGCUCCGGCCUGUCCUCGACCCCCCGCCGCUUUUCCACGAGUUUUUCCACUUCCUGAGGAGUUUCCUGCCCGAGAUGGUUCGGCAGCGCCUGGGAAUGGGGCGGGGGGAGGGGGGCGCGUGACUCCCGAGGGGGGAGAUGGGGGGGAAUUUUGUACGUCCUGAGUUUUUCCAGUAAAA